Ochotona princeps (American pika) is the source of this 936-nucleotide messenger RNA. RefSeq names its product olfactory receptor 2Y1-like. The coding region runs from base 1 to 936 and encodes 311 amino acids. The record is from RefSeq and is a predicted model, not a curated record. The transcript has a single exon. Gene Ontology annotation, biological process: G protein-coupled receptor signaling pathway. Lineage: Eukaryota; Metazoa; Chordata; Mammalia; Lagomorpha; Ochotonidae. Gene Ontology annotation, molecular function: olfactory receptor activity; G protein-coupled receptor activity. Gene Ontology annotation, cellular component: membrane.
AUGCAGAGUUUCAACGUAAGUUUCCGAGAUGGAUUUGUUCUGGUGGGUUUCUCAGACUGGCCCCACUUGGAAGCCUUCCUUUUUGUCUUUAUUUCAGUUUUUUACUGCCUAACUCUCUUUGGCAAUACUGCUAUCAUUGUUCUCUCACGACUGGACCUCCGACUGCACACGCCCAUGUACUUCUUCCUCUGUCACCUCUCUUUCUUGGACCUUUGCUACACCACCAGCACAGUGCCACAGCUUUUGAUCAACCUUCGUGGACUUGACCGCACCAUCAGCUAUAGAGGGUGUGUGACCCAGCUUUUCAUCUUCCUAACCCUGGUCUCCACUGAGUGUUUGCUGUUGGUGGUAAUGGCUUUUGACCGCUACACUGCUGUCUGUCGACCACUGCAUUACACAACCAUUAUGAACCCCAAUCUGUGCCACACAAUGGCUCUCUCAUCUUGGAUGGUAGGCUUCGUAAACUCUUUGAUUCAGACAAAUCUUAUGAUGGCCAUGCCUCUCUGUAGCCAUCGACUGAACCACUUCUUCUGUGAGUUGCCUGCAUUUGUAAAGUUGGCUUGUGAGGACAGAGAAGGAACAGAGGUCAAGAUGUUUGUGGCCAGGACCAUCAUCUUAGUUAUUCCUGCUUCACUACUUCUGGUUUCUUAUGCACACAUCGUUAGAGCAGUGCUGAAGGUCAAGUCAAUGGCUGGACGUAGAAAGGCUUUUGGAACUUGUGGAUCACAUCUCUUAGUGGUCUCCCUUUUUUACGGCUCAGGCAUCUACACAUAUCUCCAACCCAUGCAAAAUUACUCUGAGAGUGAUGGAAAAUUUGUUGCCCUGUUUUAUACCAUUAUUACGCCUAUCCUUAAUCCUCUGAUUUACACCCUUAGGAACAAAGAUGUGAAAGGAGCUGUGUGGAAGCUACUGCACGGAGGUAGAGAACGAGGCUAG